This is a messenger RNA of Rhodamnia argentea, 1583 nucleotides long. Its product is annotated as protein IQ-DOMAIN 33. The transcript is spliced from 6 exons. The coding region runs from base 264 to 1406 and encodes 380 amino acids. Gene Ontology annotation, molecular function: protein binding. The record is from RefSeq and is a predicted model, not a curated record. NCBI's taxonomy places the organism in Eukaryota, Viridiplantae, Streptophyta, Magnoliopsida, Myrtales, Myrtaceae.
CUCUAAAGGAGCUCUGCCCUGCAUAUGUGCUUAGCUAACAUGUGCUGAUUGACUAAUCAUCUCAUUUUUGUAAGCAACUGAUCACCCAGCAGUCACAUUGCAACCUGAUAGAUUUCACUUACUUAUUCCACUUCUCUGAACUUUUGCUCUUGCUAUAUAUCUGAGAGAACUUUUCAUCAUUUCCCCAAGCUUCAGUGUGGUUUCUGGGGAAGACUCGUUUGAGAAUUCCCCUGCUCUCUGUGGCUGGUGGGUGGAGAUCAAAGAUGGGUCUCACUGGAGAGCUCGUGAAGAGUGUCUUCUCCAGAAGCCGACCAUCCGGUCUGCACGAGGCAAAUGCAAGAAGCAGGGAGGCCGAGAGGAGGAGAUGGAGCGUGGUGAGAUCAUACCUGUGCGGCGACGAGUUCAAUUCGGUCCUGGCGGAGGAAGAUUCUGCUUCUGUCAAGAGCUAUGGAGCCACGACUAGUCCACCGUCCGUGGAAACCGAACCAGACGUCGAAAGUAAUGGAGGGAAGGAAAGUUUGUCGGGAAAGCGAAGGAAUUCGAUGUCCAGGUUGUUCCAUGAAGACGAUGCGGCUAUCAUCAUUCAAUCAGCUUUCAGAAGAUUCCUGGCUAGGCGUAAAGACAUGGAAGAUAUUAUAUCAGUGAGCAGGAGCGAGCAAUGUGCGGUAUCGGCAGCAGAGAGCCCAAGCAAGGACUCCAUUGGUACAUCCCUGGAAGUUCAAACCGGAAAUUCUGUGCGAGUGUUCGCAGUGCAAGACGAGAAGUUGGCCAUCAGUCACCAGAAGCACAAACUCAGAACUCAAGUCACAAAGCCAAAGGAAGAGUGGGACGACAGCACAGUAAGCAGCAACAUAUCGAAAAUGAGGAUUCAAAGCAGACUGGAAGCUACGACCAGGCGCGAGAGAGCUCUGGCAUAUGCAUUCUCCCAACAGCUGAGGAUUUGUUCAAAGAAGAGGCAAACAAGAACAGAAGGAAGAGAGCCCAACAUGAGCUGGAGCUGGCUUGAAAGAUGGAUGGCGACUCGCAUUUCAGAGAACUCGUCGGUCGGAUCUCACACGAACAUGCCACUUGUGCCCAGGAACAUAGUCAAGAACGAAUCGCUCGAUGUAGCAGGAGAAGAAAAGGAAAGUUGUGGAUCGAACGAAGUACCCGUCCAUCUCAACGCGUUGUCAGUUAAAGUGACGGGGUAUGGGAAGACCUUAAAGCCAACUAGGAACAGGCUUAAAGCUACUAAUAAGAGAGGUGUAUCGAGGCGGAAAACAGUUCCGAGCCAACAAUUUCCAAAAGCUUAUGCAAAGGCAACAAGGAAAGACUCAUUGGAUGAAGUAGGACUUGGAACAGACAGAAAGCACGAUCAGCAAAUGGAAAGCAAGAACGAAAUCAAAUGCGAUGAUUCGGAAUCGUAGGAGACGCCUUGCAAAAUGCAGACAACACCAACGUCCUGCAGCUGGCGAAUUAACCCAGCUAGACAAGUCAGUUCUCUGUUGGAAUGACUCCAGUAUAUAUAGCAGUUUAAGACUGCCAGAUGCCCGCCAGAAUUUUCUCUCUAAAUUUAUGAAUCCAAGUGCUUUCGGCAUUGCUAG